GGAGGAAGGGAUCAAUGACGUGAAUGGUCCUCCUCUCCUUGCUCACUACUCUAAUUAUUAUUUUCAACCCUGCCACUUGCCAGCCCAUGAAUAGUCAAUACCAAACCAACAGGCAGGAAAUGAAGGAGCAGAUGCUUAGUUCAGUGCCUGGAGUGAGAUUUAUUUAUCGAGAACUGGUUCCAACCACAUGAGACGGACUUUGUCCGCUGCUGAGGAUUAUGGAAACUUUCUUUUUCUCUGUUUGAAGACUGAUGGAUUCUCUUUUUGGACUUUCUAUGUUUUGUCCACAAUGAUGAAGUUACUGGUUUAAAAUUGUGGUUGUAACAUUUCACCUUUUUUUGAAGACUGUUAGUUUCAGGGGAUAUAUAAAAAAAAAACCACAUUCAUCUUUUCGCACUGGGAGCAGUUUGCAAACGAACCUGUGUGGAGGGAAGCACAUGGUAAACUAAGUGUGUUUUUUUCUCGUCAGGUCAUCCCAGCAGUCUUAUUUGAGUGCUUCAGAGAGAGCUGCACACACUGGAAUAGCUAGAAUGUUUCUGUGGGCUGGAAGCAAAGGAGCUCAAGGAUCAGGAAGUGAGAGAAGCAGGACCUUUUAUCAGAAGAUUCGUGAGUAUGAUAUUUUGGAGAAGAGGAGGACAGUCACAGCGCUGAAGGCUGGAGAGGACAGAGCCAUUCUCUUAGGCCUCAGCAUGAUCCUUUUCUCUGCCAUGAUGUACUUUGUGUUAGGCAUCACAAUGGUGCGCUCUUACUCAGACAGCGUGUGGACAGAGGAGUCCAACUGUACAGUGCUAAACUCUAGCAUAGUUGCUGAGAUUAACUGCAGCUACAGUUGCGGAUCAGAAUGCAGGAAGAGCUCCAGGUUUCCCUGCCUUCAAGUAUACGUCAGUCUGAACUUUACUGGCAAAGUUCUGCGGCUGUCAUACAAUGAGGAGGCCCAUGAGGCCCACCCUGAGUGUUUUUACAUCCCAAAGUGCCGCAAGGAUCACACGCUGAUGCACAGCAUUGUGAUGAACAUCUCAGAGCGACUGAAGACGCACCAGCAGGUUCUGUGCUACUACGACCCCUCGGAGCAGCAGGACAGCGUCCUCCUGACACGUCUCUAUGGCCGCGGGGCCAUCAUUAGCUCACUCCUCUGGCCCACGUGCACACUGGUGGGGGGCACGCUCAUCAUCGCCAUGGUGAAGCUCACUCAGUACCUGUCUUUCCUGUGCGAGCAGAUCAGCCGAAUUAAAAGGAUGGGGCUCUAUUCCUUAACAGGUGUUUCUCACACCAGGGUCUGUACUCGGAAGUUUAACGGCAGCAUCCAGGAUGGGGUUUGAAUGGAAGUUUUUUCUACUCCGUAUAUAGCGACAAAGUGUUUCCGCUCUCCUCUGACACUCCAUCAGCCUUGUUAAUUUGCCAGGUCGUGUUGACAAGACUGAAGUAAUGUUGUGCACCAUUGACUCAAUAGAGUUUCUAGUGGUUGUAGUUGGAACUAUAAGACUGGGUCAAGUCCAAUCCUGAAACUCAAGGUUCAAAAUAUGUGGACAUGUUGUGGGGUGUCAAUUACACUUUCUGACCAGCAGAUAAGAGACUCCAUUCCAAGAAGCUGCCACUGUGUAGCAAUAUGUCUUGACCAGAUGACCGUUAUGUAAGAACAGAAAUUAAAA
Molecule: messenger RNA, 1649 nt
Organism: Carassius carassius (crucian carp)
Lineage: Eukaryota; Metazoa; Chordata; Actinopteri; Cypriniformes; Cyprinidae
Gene: s100p
Product: calcium-activated potassium channel subunit beta-2
Exons: 5
Coding region: 531-1319 (262 amino acids)
Biological process (GO): detection of calcium ion; potassium ion transport
Cellular component (GO): membrane; voltage-gated potassium channel complex
Molecular function (GO): potassium channel regulator activity; calcium-activated potassium channel activity
Source: RefSeq, a predicted model, not a curated record